GGCUUCUAUAAAUACUGACCUUUGCCUUUGCUUUUUCCUCCCCCUCCUCCUUGCAUCCUUCAUUACCAUAAUACUGCAAUAUUGCUAUCUAGAACUUUCCUUCUUCCUAACCCACACCCUAUUCAUUCUUCUCUUUCUGGUUUUCUGCCUGAAAUGGAGUACGAGGACCGCUUCAGACAGAACCAGAGACCAAAAUAUGAUUGCCUUCUUUUUGAUUUAGAUGAUACCUUGUAUCCACUAAGCACUGGUAUUGCAAAAGCGUGUGGCCAAAAUAUUAAAGAUUAUAUGGUGGAAAAGCUUGGCAUAGAGAAAAGCAAAAUCGAUGACUUGUCCAACCUCCUCUACAAGAACUAUGGAACAACUAUGGCUGGUUUAAGGGCAAUUGGAUAUGACUUUGACUAUGAUGAAUAUCACAGUUUUGUUCAUGGAAGAUUGCCUUAUGAGAACUUGAAACCAGACCCAGUUCUGAGGAACCUUUUGCUGAGCCUGCCCUAUAGGAAACUAAUCUUCACAAACUCAGACAAAGUCCAUGCAGUUAAAGCACUCAGCAGGCUUGGAUUAGAGGACUGCUUUGAAGGAAUCAUUUGUUUUGAGACGCUUAAUCGCAUCCAUAAAAACACUGUCUCCGAUGAUGAAGAUGACAUUGAGUUUGUGGGGGGUUCAAACACAACCAAUCCAACCACAAAAAAAGAUGCUAGAACCUCACAAAUCUUUGACAUCAUUACCCACUUUUCUCAAUCCAAUCCCAACACAGUUUUGCCUAAGACACCAAUUAUUUGCAAACCAUCAGAACAUGCCAUUGAAUUGGCUCUCAAGAUAGCCAACCUUAACCCCCAAAGAACUUUGUUCUUUGAGGACAGUACCCGUAACAUACAAGCUGGAAAACGUGUGGGUCUUCACACUGUGCUGGUUGGAAAAUCUCAGAGAAUUAAAGGAGCAGAUUAUGCAUUAGAGAGCAUCCACAACCUUAGAGAGGCUGUGCCAGAACUAUGGGAAGAUGACAUAAAAUCAGAAGUUGCUUACCCAGGAAACCUUGCUGUGGAGACAUCUGUGACUGCUUAGUAAUCACAAACCAAAAAAAAGAAAAACAGAGAAGCCCUUUGUGAAUUUCCCAAGUUCGAACCUAGGAACUGUAGCUGAUGUAGAUGCUUUGAUCAUAUUAUAAUAAAUUAAUAUUUGCACUUCACGUA
Molecule: messenger RNA, 1190 nt
Organism: Vigna umbellata (rice bean)
Lineage: Eukaryota; Viridiplantae; Streptophyta; Magnoliopsida; Fabales; Fabaceae
Product: Haloacid dehalogenase-like hydrolase (HAD) superfamily protein
Source: RefSeq, a predicted model, not a curated record